Molecule: messenger RNA, 1915 nt
Organism: Stereum hirsutum FP-91666 SS1
Lineage: Eukaryota; Fungi; Basidiomycota; Agaricomycetes; Russulales; Stereaceae
Product: cytochrome P450
Exons: 14
Coding region: 14-1687 (557 amino acids)
Molecular function (GO): heme binding; oxidoreductase activity, acting on paired donors, with incorporation or reduction of molecular oxygen; iron ion binding
Source: RefSeq, a predicted model, not a curated record
CGGUCUUGAGAGCAUGGGUAUCCUAACUGAAGUGCUGGAUUCCGUGCGGCCGAUGCACGUUGCGAUUGGCGUUGCCUCCCUCAUCCUCCUCAGAAUCAUCUACCUCCUCAUCCUCUACCCCCACUUCCUCUCCCCCCUCCGCCACGUCCCCGGCCCUCCCACCCCACUCACCUCCCUCCGCUCCAUCCUCUACGGCCAUUUCCCCGCCAUCAUCCGUUCCGAGGCGGGGAUCAUCCAGCGCGAGUGGGCGAAGAGGUAUGGUGGGUUCGUUAGGGCGGUGGGACCGUUUGGGAUUGAGAGGGUGAUUUGUAUGGGGAGGGAGACGAUGGGGAGGGUGUUGGGGGAGGAGUGGGUUGAUUAUCCGAGGCCGGCGUAUAUGAGGAAUAUAUUGGGGAUGGUGGCUGGGUAUGGGUUGUUGACGGUCACGGGAAACGAGCAUCGACAGAUGAGAAAGACGAUGAACCCUGCGUUUUCGCUUUCGAAUCUCAUAGCACAGACGGACAUGUAUUAUGAUCAUAUCGAGACAUUGAUCGAGAUGAUGGACUUUGAGAUUUCGUCGCAACUCAAGCCAUCGGAAGGAAGAAUCAUGCUCAUGUAUUCGUGGAUGAGUAAAGUGACUCUCGACAUCAUCUGCGAUACCGCAUUUGGCUAUCGCUCCAAUUCUCUUCGUGACCCGCAUAACGAGCUCACGGAGGCGUAUCAUAACCUUCUCAACCUCGAGAACGGCUCAAAUAUCACCAUGCUCAUGGCUCUGAUCUCGAUUCCCGGUAUGCCAUGGUUCAUGAAUUCGAAAUGGGGAUACAAGUUCAGGAAGAUAUUCCAACUAUCCUCCGUAACCGCCCCAGGAACAGUCCUCAUCGAAUCCAUGUCCCGCAUCCGUCGCAUCUCUGCCCAGAUCCUAGCCGACAAGAUCCACGACUCCGGCCUCACCGCCGCCGACCUGUCGACGAAGAAGGAUAUCAUGUCGAUCAUGGUCAGAGCUCGGAAGGGCGACGAGGAUGCGGAGGAGAAGGGAGAGGCGAAGCAUGGCGUGUAUAAGUUGAGCGAUGAGGCUUUGGUUGAUCAGGUGCUUACUUUUCUGGGGGCUGGACAUGAGACGACGGCGUCGGGGCUUUCGUGGACACUCUGGCUUCUUGCUCAAAACCCUACCGUUCAAGCCGAACUGCGUGCUGAGCUGACGCCUUUGUUCGACGCGGAGCCGAGACCGGGAUAUAGGGCCCUGAAGGAAUGCAAGAUGCUGGAUUGUGUCGUGAUGGAGAGCCUACGAGUCAUGCCUCCCGUCCCGAUGACCAUCCGACAGGCCGCCAAGAGCAAUUGGAUAGAAGGUCAUUGGGUCAGGAAAGGAACGUACUUCUAUAUACCUAUCCGCGUCAUCAACACCUCCCGCUCCGUCUGGGGCGAAGACGCAGAAACCUUCCGUCCCUCCCGCUGGCUCGAUCUUCCUUCGGACUACGUCGCGAAUUAUCAUUUGAUGUCGUUCAUCCAGGGCCCGCACGCGUGCAUUGGGAAGACGAUGAGUAUCUUGGAGAUGAAGGCCGUUUUGGCUGCGAUCAUCGUCAAGUUCGAGUUUUUGCCAUCGCAUGAGGGACAGGUGGCCAAGCCUACCGCCGCGAUCACCAUGAAACCAGAGGACGACAUGCCGCUCCUCGUGAGACCCGUACAGAGGGGAAGUACCGCACAGUUAUAAUACGAGAACUACUGGAGUGGUUUAAGAUUAAUGCCGACGGUCCGAGUUCAUUGAGCUGUAGGAUGAUUGAAAGGUGUGUUGUUGGUGUGUUGGGUAUGAUGGGGAGGCGGGAAGCGAAGUGAAUGCGUGAAUUCUAGGCUACUGUCCGUUCCUUCAUGGGACCGAGUAUUUAUUGUGUGUUAUUCUAUGUUGUACCAAUAGCCCUCAGUUAUGUUAUGGAAUUCUACC